UAGUCACCAGUGCGAGAGAUCAGAUGUGUUCAGCACAUGAUGGGAAAUGUCCUGAAGGCAAGUUUCAAAAGAGCAUAGAGCAAACCUCAGUACCAGAGCUCAUUAAUGAAACUUCCAGUGCGUGCUCCAUUUAACUGCGCUGUGUGUGUGCGUGUGUGUGUAUGUUCUGGACCGAGCGACGCUGGCUGGCAGGCAGUCGACGGUGACGGCGAGCUGCCUCUGUGGUGAAAAGCAGCGGUGGACGGUGAAAGUGAAACGACGGCUUCGUGACUGUAAAAGGCACCGCGCGGGCAGUCCUCACACAGACGGACACCAGAGGGAGAGAGGCCCCGGGUCUUGCUUCGAGGCAGCAGCACUUGAGCACACGCAGCCAUGGCUAACAUCGCGGUCCAAAGGAUCAAGCGGGAGUUCAAAGAAGUUCUCAAAAGCGAAGAGACAAGUAAAAACCAGAUAAAAGUAGAUUUGGUGGAUGAGAACUUUACAGAACUGAGGGGGGAGAUAGCAGGUCCUCCAGAUACACCCUAUGAAGGUGGCAGAUAUCAGCUUGAAAUAAAAAUCCCAGAAACCUAUCCUUUUAACCCGCCAAAGGUGCGUUUCAUCACUAAGAUCUGGCACCCUAAUAUCAGUUCUGUGACAGGAGCAAUAUGUCUGGACAUUUUAAAAGACCAGUGGGCAGCUGCUAUGACCCUGCGGACGGUGCUGUUGUCUCUACAGGCUCUCCUCGCUGCAGCAGAACCAGAUGAUCCACAGGAUGCAGUAGUAGCAAACCAGUAUAAGCAGAACCCAGACAUGUUCAAACAGACUGCAAGGCUGUGGUCUCACGUCUAUGCAGACGCUCCUGUCUCCAGUCCCGACUACACACGCAAAAUAGAGAAACUCUGUGCCAUGGGCUUCGAUAAGAAUGCAGUAAUAGCGGCCUUGUCUUCAAAAUCCUGGGAUGUGGAAACGGCGACAGAGCUGCUCCUCAGCAACUGAAACCCAGCAAAGUGUGAGGAUCCCAAACUCCCUUCAUCAAAGCAUCAGCUCCACCCCGGCACCAUUCCACCAUUGCCUUUUGUUACGCAGACAGCACACCAUUCACCACAGCAGUCUGAGCCUUCUUUUAGAACAAGUUUGUUCGCUACAAGGUCAACACCAGUAGCACCACAAUCGCCAAUAUGCACACCACCCUGUUGCCUGUCUGCGUCUGUUCAUUAUGCUGAGUCUCUUCUGCCACUAUCUCAAAAUGUUCAUCCUUGUAUUAAGCCACCAAAAACAUUCAGUCAUGCAUCUUGUCUUCCAUGCCCUUUAGUCAUAUUGGCUCUAAAACUUUUUUUUUUUUCACAAAUUUGUGUUCCUUAAUAUUGCAAAGAAUGGAAUAACUGCCAUUGUCUGGAUUUUCCAGGGUAAAAUGUAAAGGAAAUCCUGCAGACUGCUCUCACAGUACAUCAGCAUCUACUCCUUGCAGCAACCAGUUGAUCCUUGUGUCAGAUUAUUCUCUUAUGUGGAGCAUUAAUGCUAUAAAGGUCUAGCUGGACUAAAUCAACUUGACCGGAUAGUGUUCUGCAGGAGCAGUGUGAUGGAUUUUUCCUGAACAGUUUAUCAUAGAUGCUUCAAUCAUCUGCAGAGGUUUGGAUGUACACAUUUUUUUCUCUGUACAAUUCGAAAAGAUCACUCAGAAGUCCUCAAACAUCUGCACACGUGCACAGAAGGAAAAACAGUUAUCUGUAAAUAGAUGCGUGUAAAUUUGAAAAUACAAUGGGGAUAUACUUUUUUUCUUACAUGGCAUUGUAAAACAAAUUAUUUUAAAUAUAAACUAUGCCUAGUUUACAAUUAUAUGGAGAGAUACCUUUUUAUGCUAUUGUGAUCCACGAGAAAUCCCUCUGAAUGUCCUGUUGUUUUUUUUUUUGUUUUUUUUUCCUUUUGCCACUUUGGCCCUAAUGGCAGAGGAGGUGACAGCCAGCUCAGGCCCCUGAAGGUCAUUACAUGCCACCUUUUCUGCUGCCCCACAGUCCAACCCUGUGUCUUUUGAUGUCCUUGCAUGUUUUGUGCUGCCUUUAUUUUAUUUGGCCAAAUGAUGUGGUGAUGGGGUGUCUGUUCGAUUUAACAUCCCUUCAGACUUGUGGAACUCGCGAGACUCUUUCUAAGCUGCGGAAAGAGACACGGAGAACCUCUGCUCGGCAAGCUACUCAAGCACGCCCACUUUGGCUUCAUAUCUGUAGGGAACCAAAGCCUUUUCUGUUGAUUUGACGAGUAUUGCUGGAAAAUGUUCUCCUCCGCUCUGAACAGAUUCGUCUGGCGCUGACAGGAGACACGCCUCAAGGAAGAAACGUGUGAUUCUCAAUGUCGUGUAGGAUUUGAGUUUGCAAUGCUGUGGUUUUGUUUUGAACUCAUUUCAGAGCAGUCGGUCUCAACCACAGGCACUGUUUUCAGCUGCAGGUUAAGGAUCCGCUCACCCUCUCAGUCCUGAUGUUGAUCAUUAAGAGGGGGGAGCGAUAUAGCUAAUCACUGAUCCAAUCCAGCAGUACGUAAUCGUAACUUUGGCCAUAGAGGUAUGUAAGUGACGUCCUAUAUUCUGCUUUACCACACAGCCAAAUAAAAUACUCAUUGAGGUUGUCUUUGAAUGAUGUUCUUAUGAGUAGUAAAAGAGGCUGGAACUCCUCUGUUAUCUUAUGAAGCAGAUAGUAGGCUUACACAGUGUUUUCACACAUUUUUUGAGGUCCAUGGACUGUAAAGAAAUGCUUAGCAUAAAGAGAAGUGGGGUGUUGAUGAAUCCUCACACAUGGCCUUUGUGUGUGUGUUUUUUUUAAAGAAACCAUCUUCCUUUUGCUUGCCCUCCAGCUCAGUCCCUACCAGCACAGUGGCAUAUUACAACAGUACAUGGAGUUAUCGUGCACCCUCUCCACUGACGGUGAACAGUGUCCAGUCAGAGCCAAAAAAAAUAAGAGUUCAUAGUCGGGGGUAGGAUGAUGCACACACCAUCUCCUAUACUUGUAAAUAGCCAGGUUCUUUAUAAAGAGCCAUCUCAUCACUAGUGUGCACCAUUGAUGGCUGGAUCUAUAUUUUGUAAGAAAAAGAAAGGACAAAAAAAGGAAAAGAGGCCCCCACUCCUCCCCAGUGUUCUCACUAUGUACAAUAUUGCACGAUGACGAAGCAUUAAAAAAAAAGGGGUUGUUGCAUCUCAGUUUCUCCAUUUGGAUUGAGACUUAUUUUCCUCUUUUGUUUCCUUGGAAGCAAGCAUCAGCAGUAUAAAAAGCAUGGUUAUUUAUUGUGACAGUGUCAUGUUUCUUUGAUUAAAAAAAAAGUGGA
Messenger RNA from Chelmon rostratus (copperband butterflyfish), 3288 nucleotides. RefSeq names its product ubiquitin-conjugating enzyme E2Kb (UBC1 homolog, yeast) (gene ube2kb). NCBI's taxonomy places the organism in Eukaryota, Metazoa, Chordata, Actinopteri, Chaetodontiformes, Chaetodontidae. Gene Ontology annotation, cellular component: nucleus. Gene Ontology annotation, biological process: proteasome-mediated ubiquitin-dependent protein catabolic process; protein polyubiquitination. The record is from RefSeq and is a predicted model, not a curated record. The transcript is spliced from 7 exons. Gene Ontology annotation, molecular function: protein binding; ubiquitin conjugating enzyme activity. Bases 373 to 975 code for a protein of 200 amino acids.